Molecule: messenger RNA, 483 nt
Organism: Numida meleagris (helmeted guineafowl)
Lineage: Eukaryota; Metazoa; Chordata; Aves; Galliformes; Numididae
Product: keratin-associated protein 21-1-like
Exons: 2
Source: RefSeq, a predicted model, not a curated record
CAGUCCCGCUAUGGGUCACGCUAUGGGUCAGGCUCCCGCUAUGGGUCCCACCAUGGGUCAGAGCCCCGCUAUGGGUCAGGCUCCCGCUAUAGGUCCCGCCAUGGAUCCCACUAUGGGUCAGGCUCCUGCUAUGGGUCGCGCUAUGGGUCGCGCUAUGGGUCGCGCUAUAUGGCAGGAGCUCGCUAUGGGUCCGACUAUGGGUCUCGCUAUGGGUCGUGCUAUGGGUCCGACUGUGGGUCCCGCUAUGGGUCAGGGCCCUGCCACGGGUCUGGCUAUGGGUCUCGCUACGGAUCCCGCUAUGGGUCUCGCUAUGGGUCCCGCUAUGGGUCCUGCCAUGGCUCCCGCUCUAAGUCUCGCUAUGGGUCCCGCUAUGGGUCGCGCUAUGGGUCGCGCUGUGGGUCGCACUAUGGGGCUGGUACCAGUACGGGGUCCCCACGAAGCUGCUGGCGCUGGCGCUGGCGGCGGCCGAGCCGAAGUCGCUGA